CCGCCGACUGCGCCUUCGCACUAUUGCCUAUAUAAACAGAGCAUGACCAAGCUCCCUUCCAUCGUUUCAUGAAAACACAAUAGAACCAAAUCCUUCUCACGCUACAGUUGUACCUAUCUAUCUCUCAUUCUAGAAAGCACGCCCUUCCGCCUCCAAUUUACCACCAUCACCGCCAUCAUGCAGUUCUCCCUGUUUCUGUCCACUGCCCUCACGGUCGCCGUUUCCGCCGCCCCGGCCUUAGCCCUCCCCGCCGCCAGCUUCAACAACACCCGGGUAAUCCAACUCCGCCUGUGGGGGGAGCCCGACUGCGCGACCCUGAAUCUGGGCGAACUGGGCAUCUACGGCUCGCAACUCAACCAAUGCUCGUCCUUGACCUUCGGCGAUGACAUCACCCAGUCCGUCAGCUUCGAAGGAAACGCUGAUGGCUGCGGCAUCCAAAUCUUCGACAGUGAUGAUUGUACCACCGGUCAGCACGAUCCCACCGUGGGACAAUGCCUCAGCGGCACUGCCGCGGGCUUGUUGAGCUACAAGAUGGUGUGCUAGGCUUCUUCCCUUCCAGAGGGGAGUUUUGGCUUUGCGGCGGGGAUGCAACCUGUCACACUCUCGUGUCCCACCCUGAUUAUGGAUAUAUGAUGGACUAUACGACGGC
This is a messenger RNA of Aspergillus brunneoviolaceus CBS 621.78, 649 nucleotides long. RefSeq lists its product as uncharacterized. The transcript has 2 exons. The coding region runs from base 178 to 543 and encodes 121 amino acids. The record is from RefSeq and is a predicted model, not a curated record. NCBI's taxonomy places the organism in Eukaryota, Fungi, Ascomycota, Eurotiomycetes, Eurotiales, Aspergillaceae.